UAAGAAGUUAAAAUUAAAUACAAAAAAGAAAUAAAAAUAGAGAAGACAAAAAUAUAAAUACUAAAAAAGUAUUAAGACAGUAUGCACAUAGCAAAUGAAGUUAGUUCAACAACAAAUCAAUCAUCGCAUGAUGGUUGUCAAUCAUCUAAAAAUUCUAUGAGUGAUAAUAGCAGUAGUAAUAAUAAUAAUAGUAAUAAUAACAGCAAUACGAAUAGUAAUAAUAAAAAGGUGGAUGAUAGUCCCUAUUUAACACCAGAAAAUUUAGUUGAAAGAACUGUUGAUGCAUUAUUAGCGGAUCAUCCAGGUGAAUUAGUUAAAACCGGAUCACCACAUGUGGUUUGUACAACAUUACCGACACAUUGGAGAUCUAAUAAAACGUUACCGGUAGCAUUUAAAGUUGUGGCAUUAGGUGAAGUUAUGGAUGGUACAAUUGUUACAAUAAUGGCUGGGAAUGAUGAAAAUUUUUGUGGGGAAUUACGUAAUUGUACAGCAGUAAUGAAAAAUCAAGUUGCAAAAUUUAAUGAUUUAAGAUUUGUUGGACGUAGUGGUAGAGGUAAAAGUUUUACAUUAACUAUUGUAAUUUCAACGACACCAAUACAAAUAGCAAUGUACACCAAAGCUAUAAAGGUUACUGUUGAUGGACCAAGAGAGCCUAGAUCAAAAGUUCGACAUCAAGGUUUUCAUCCAUUUGCAUUUGGACCUCAAAGAUUUGGUCCAGAUCCUUUGAUAAGUGGAUUACCAUUUAAAUUACCAGGAUUUGCUCAUCAUCUAGCUGGAGUUCAUAAUCAUUUACAUGGACAUGAUUGGCGUAUGCUAGGUGGUAAUCCGGCAGGUAUAGGAAGGCCACCUGGAUUUCCACAUGCACCCUUUUUUCAUCAUCAACAUCCACCAAUUCCACCUCAUAUAUUAGCAAAUACAUUAGAUCGUCUUGACCGUCCUGGUUUACGAAAUUUUAACGAAAAUCAUCAUUUAGCACAGUUAAGUCAAUUAUCAGUUUGUAAUCCGCACAGUACAACACAAAGCCCAACAAAUUCACCAAUACAUAAUUCUAGUAUAUUAAGUAAUAAUAAUAAUGAUAAUAAUCACAAUAACAACAACAAUAAUAAUACUAAUAACAGUAAUGGUCCCCUAAAUGCAACGAAUUCAACGCAGUCUAUUACAACAAUUUCUCCACCUUUAACUAGCAAUGAAUCAUUAAAUAAUAAUGAUAAUGAUAAUAAUAAUAUUGAUGCAGGUUUUGAAAGUGAUAACAUAUCAGUGACAGGUUCACCUAAAAAAACAAAUUCUUUGCCCGACGACGAUGAUAAAAGAAGUCCAUCACCGCAAAAUUCUACAACAACAAUUAAUACAAGUGGAGGUGCAUUUACUUCUUUAAUUCAACGAAAUACAGCUGCAGCUUUAAGAAAAACUGAAUUUUUUAGUGGUUUUGCAUCACAAUUUCAACAACAUCAACAACAGCAACAAGCAGCUUUUAAUCCAGCUCUUGCUGCACAACUAUUUUUACAAAAUCCAUUGAUUCCACAACCGAGUCAAUGGUUAUAUACACAAUUAUAUGGAAAUUAUUAUGAUUUGCCAUGGUUUAGGAGUAAUACAAAUUCAUCGAAUUUACAAAAUGGAGGUACACCUCCAACACAUUCAUCAUUAAUAUCAAAUGUUCAUAGCACUGUUAGUCCUUCUGUUGAUAAAACAAAUGGAUUGAAAAAUUCUGAUGAAUGUAUUAAUUUGGCAACAAAACGGACUUUAACAACAUUAAUUGGACAUAAUAGUGAUAAAGAAAAUGAUCAUGAGAAUCAAAAUUCACCUCCAGUUAGUUCUAGUCAAAGAUCAUUAAGUCCACCUGAAGAUAUUGAUGAUAAACAAAGUGUUGGAAGUAUUGGUGGUGGCGGUGGUAGUGGUAACAAUAGUAUUGGUGCUAUUCGAUGUCGAACUCCAAAGCACGCUGAUGUUUGGCGGCCAUAUUAGUGCAGAUCGGGAUUUUUCGUUUUAUGUUUUUAUUUAUUCUUUUUUUUUGAAGAAAUUAAGUUGUUUUUUUGUCUUAUUCAUUUCGUUUUAGAUUAGAAAGUUUUGAAAAAUUGUUAUAAAUAAAACUUAUUAUUGUAAGCAAAAUUAACUUCAUAUCCGUAGG
Molecule: messenger RNA, 2125 nt
Organism: Condylostylus longicornis
Lineage: Eukaryota; Metazoa; Arthropoda; Insecta; Diptera; Dolichopodidae
Gene: RunxB
Exons: 5
Coding region: 82-1962 (626 amino acids)
Biological process (GO): regulation of DNA-templated transcription
Cellular component (GO): nucleus
Molecular function (GO): ATP binding; RNA polymerase II cis-regulatory region sequence-specific DNA binding; DNA-binding transcription factor activity, RNA polymerase II-specific
Source: RefSeq, a predicted model, not a curated record